This is a messenger RNA of Anthostomella pinea, 1182 nucleotides long. The record is from the annotation of a GenBank genome assembly. Lineage: Eukaryota; Fungi; Ascomycota; Sordariomycetes; Xylariales; Xylariaceae.
AUGACUACCAUGGAUCUCCGCGUCGGUAACAAGUACCGCAUCGGCCGAAAGAUCGGUUCCGGUUCUUUCGGUGAUAUCUACCUCGGCACCAACAUCAUCUCCGGUGAGGAGAUUGCCAUCAAGCUGGAAUCCGUCAAGGCCAAGCACCCGCAGCUCGAAUAUGAGGCUCGAGUUUACAAGUCCUUGGCUGGAGGUGUCGGCAUUCCCUUCGUCCGUUGGUUCGGUACCGAGUGCGACUACAACGCCAUGGUUUUGGACCUGCUCGGUCCCAGUCUGGAGGAUCUGUUCAACUUCUGCAACCGGAAGUUCUCACUCAAGACGGUCCUCCUCUUGGCCGAUCAGCUGAUCUCCCGCAUCGAGUAUAUUCACGCCAAGUCCUUCAUACACCGUGAUAUCAAGCCCGACAACUUCCUCAUGGGAAUCGGCAAGCGCGGCAACCAAGUCAACGUCAUUGACUUUGGUCUGGCCAAGAAGUACCGCGACCCCAAGACACACUUCCACAUCCCUUACCGUGAGAACAAGAACUUGACCGGCACGGCCCGAUACGCGUCUAUUAACACUCAUCUGGGUGUCGAACAAUCUCGUCGCGAUGACAUGGAGUCGCUGGGCUACGUCAUGCUCUACUUCUGCCGUGGCUCUCUCCCCUGGCAGGGUCUGAAGGCUGCUACCAAGAAGCAGAAGUACGACCGCAUCAUGGAGAAGAAGAUGACCACACCUACCGAGGUUCUGUGCCGUGGCUUCCCCAACGAGUUCGCCAUCUAUCUCAACUACACCCGCUCGCUGCGCUUCGACGACAAGCCCGACUACAGCUACCUCCGAAAGAUCUUCCGUGAUCUGUUCGUCCGUGAGGGUUUCCAGUACGACUACGUCUUUGACUGGACCGUCUACAAGUACCAGAAGAACGCCCAGGCCAUCGCCCAGGCUGCUGGCCAAGGUGCUGACGAGGACGACAAGGCUCGUGCCGGCCGAACUGCGGCCGCCACUGCCGGUCAGACGGCAGCUUCGGGUACCGUCAAGCCGGGCGCCAUUCCCAGCUCCCGCCGUAAGGUGAUCGAGCGCGCUGGUGUUGACACUCCGGAAACCAACCGUGCCGUCGGGGGAAGCGACAGGAUGCUGCGGUCAGCUUCGAAAGGUCAAGGCACCGGCUCCGGAUACGCCUCGGGCUCGUACCGUCCCAAAUGA